Messenger RNA from Pocillopora verrucosa, 2055 nucleotides. RefSeq names its product flavin reductase (NADPH). Lineage: Eukaryota; Metazoa; Cnidaria; Anthozoa; Scleractinia; Pocilloporidae. The record is from RefSeq and is a predicted model, not a curated record.
ACCGGUUUAUCAUGGCGGCCGAACUACUCUUUCCCAAGCUGGUGAUUUUUGGGGCGUCAGGGCCAACUGGACGUCAUUUGGUACAACAAGCAUUGAAUAAAGGUCACUUGAUUUCCGCUGUUGUAAGGAGUCCGGACAAAUUUGACAUCAGACAUGAAAAGUUGGAAGUCAUAAAAGGAGACGUGUUUGACUCAGAGUCACUAAAUCCCAUUCUUCAAGACAAAGACGCUGUAUUAUCUUGCCUUGGUGCACAUGGAACAAGUGUCUUUAAGCACACAACCUUGUACUCAGAGUCAAUGAAGUCAAUAUCAGCAGCGAUGGAGAGGAGUAACGUGGAUAGAUUAGUCUGCGUAACAUCAUGGGGCACUCAGAAAGAACCAGGAAAUCCUAAACUUAUGGAGUACUUGCUCAAGCCGUUGAUGAUGGCCGGAUUCAUACAUGACAUGGCAUUGAUGGAGAGGAUGCUCAUGGAAACAAAAUUGAACUACACCGUUGUGCGUCCUCCAGGAUUAAAGAAUGGUCCGGCCAAAGGAGAUUACUCAGUACAAGAAGGGCAGAUUGUCCCAAACACGUCGUGGUUCAUACCAAGAGCCGAUGUUGCAGACUUUAUGCUAUCGUCGCUUAAUACCCCGGAAUGGGACAGAAAGUGCGUGGCCAUAGGCAGCAAGUCGUGAAACGUGAUGUGACUGGUAUUUCGUGUCAUUACCUGAUUAUUCAAUACCUUUAUAUGGAAGACUCCCUGUCAAUCCAAUCAACUAGUACGGAUCAAGGCCAAGGUCAAAAAAUAGACAGUACAGUUAUGGUCGACAUUAGACCGUUAUUACAAUAACGGGGCUAAGUUGUCAAAAGUGUUGGUUGUGAAAGUGACAAACAUUUUGUAAAGGUGUAUAAGGUUGUUGUAAAGUUGUAUGGGAUGCGUACGGUGAGGUUCCAAUUAAUCUUUGGUUUAAAAUUAAUUUACCCUCUUUUCGUUUUUUUCUUUAUUUAUUUCCUUUUUGUUAGGUAAGGCAAUGUUUGAUAUAUGACUGAAACUGACAAACAAAAUCACGGAUAAAAUUACACCACAACGUAUCCAGGGUUUAGAAACUGAUGCGAGUGACUUAACGGAAAAUAAACGUACGCUCUCGCUGAAGAAUGAACAAGAAAAGUCAUAACAUAUACUGCACUAGGUACCCCCGUGUAGGAUAGAGAAUGACAUCAAGCACUUUUACUUUCCUUUGAAUCACGAGUUAAAUUCAUCAACCAUACCAUCACACUGACUUUUUCGUAUUGAUGUGAAGUUACGUUUUGAAGGGAACACAACAGUGGCGACGGUGGAGAGGGAAAAUGGUAUUGUCAUUUUGAGUCAUUUGCGAAUGCGGUUCAGCUUCGACAUUCUGUAAUUUCGAACAGAACGCGAAUUACUUCAAUAGAAAUGUAAAGUUUAAGAUGUCAUUGCACUAUUUAUCGUUGAUAUUAUUAUAUCAGGGCUUCCUGUAUUAUCAAGAUAUCUAAAGUACUUUAAGUAUUUACUUUGUGGUGCUAAAGGACGAGAUCACUUUAAACCGAUUCGAGGAGUGAUCUUUGAAGUAAACUCGCAGAGUUUUAGUGAAACGAUUUGUAGUGUGCAUAACGUCUUUUCUUGGGAAGAAAGCUUCCCAGAAACAUAAAGUUUGUGAAAAAUUAAGUCUAUAUAUAGGUGUUUAACUUAAAAAAACAAAUGCUCUGUCCAGAGGUGCACUCCAAACAGGCUACCUACCUAUUAUGUUCUAAGAUCAUCUAAAGCCUUUUUCAGACGUUCUCUUCAGACACUUUUAUUAGCUCAUUCAUGUGCUUGCACAAUGAAUGAGUAUUGUGAGGGGCCAAGAUGUGAACUCUUUUUGUAGACACUUUUUGUAGACAUUUUUUGUAGACACUUUUUGUAGACCCGUUUUGUAGACGGAAGUAAAUCGGACCGGAAGUGAUUUGUGAUGUUCCUCACCACCCCUCCCCCGUUCGUCUUAAUUAAAGUCCAAAUAAACUUCGAACUCGCUCCAAUCAGCAAGUGCAAAGAAUAAAAUAAAUCACAAUUACUGU